GGUGUCUUCUGCCCAUCUCCAAUCUCCCAAUCAUUCACACACAAUCCAAAGGGCAGAGCAUACCGCUCGCUGCCAUGGAGGAACAGAUAAGAGACCACCGUCUUCAUCCCAGCUGCCCCCUAGCGCUGGACAGGAGCGGGAAGCAGUUUGUAUGCAGUGCAUGCAAGCUCGCCGGCUCCAGGAUGUUGACUUACUGCUGCUCUAAGGGCUGUGAUUUCAAUCUCCACGGCCAGUGCGCGACGUGCCCGGAGAAGUUUAGCUUCUGGGGCCACCCGCAGCACGACAUCGUCCUUGAGCACUCACGCGCGGACAUGGGCCGGACGCUGCUGGAGGUGCGGGCGGAUGUUCACGCAGCCCUGGUGUCAUCGACUCCCCACGGCGGCGUCCUCCCGGUUUGCUGCGAGAUGUGCACGAACGAGAUCGAGGGGAUGCACUACUUCUGCCGCUCGUGCGGCUUCUUCGUGCACACUGUCUGCGCCAUGCUGCCGAAGCUGAUGCCAAGCGUGGCGCACGAGCACGAGCUCGCUCUCUUCUGCUCCGCUCCAACCAUGUGCACAGCGUGCCAAACGCCCGCCGUUUGGGCCUACCGCUGCAUGCCUUGCCUCGCCUUCUACCACCAGAACUGCCUCCCAGAGAACGCAGAGAUGUUUGCCAAGCCCUUCAAGAAUCUGCCGCCGAACCCGUUCGUCGUACCACCGCAGAUGGUUCCCCCGACGAUCAACGAAGCCAAUCCAUUUGGCUUGGCACACACAUACCGCCACCGAGGCCUGUAAUGGCAGUACGCUACACGCACGCACCACAAGGGGUCUGGAGGUUGCAGCUAUCCGGUAGCACCAUAGUACCAGUACUUCAAUUCCAAUUUCAAUUCCAUAUAUCAUUGUGCUCAACUUUCUUUCGUCGAUACGCCAUGUACUUUACUGUGCUGUACCGCACAGGAAGAUCCAAUCCGUCCAUCUUGUUGAAUCGUACUCAAUUGAUGUCGUUCUUCCAAACUCAUAGUAAGUCUUCCAUCUUUGUUAUUGUGGGAAUUGAUCUUGCCA
Molecule: messenger RNA, 1040 nt
Organism: Panicum virgatum (switchgrass)
Lineage: Eukaryota; Viridiplantae; Streptophyta; Magnoliopsida; Poales; Poaceae
Exons: 1
Coding region: 75-773 (232 amino acids)
Source: RefSeq, a predicted model, not a curated record